Theobroma cacao (cacao) is the source of this 5428-nucleotide messenger RNA. RefSeq names its product 2-oxoglutarate decarboxylase/hydro-lyase/magnesium ion-binding protein (gene PHYLLO). Gene Ontology annotation, molecular function: 2-succinyl-5-enolpyruvyl-6-hydroxy-3-cyclohexene-1-carboxylic-acid synthase activity; thiamine pyrophosphate binding; 2-succinyl-6-hydroxy-2,4-cyclohexadiene-1-carboxylate synthase activity. The record is from RefSeq and is a predicted model, not a curated record. NCBI's taxonomy places the organism in Eukaryota, Viridiplantae, Streptophyta, Magnoliopsida, Malvales, Malvaceae. Gene Ontology annotation, biological process: menaquinone biosynthetic process; amino acid catabolic process.
AGCUUCUCUCAUCUAUCCAUUUCAUUUCUUCUUCGAAGUUUGACUCUUUGCUCUGAAGCCUUUCUUUCGUCUCAGGAUUUCAGAAAAAAGCUCAAAAAAUCUCUAAUGUUAUCACUAAGAGACACUCUUUCCAUACCAUUUUUAGCAUUAACGCCAAAACCCCACCUCAAGAACCAUCUUUUUCACACCAAAAACCCAACCCCAUAUCCAAGACUCCCGCUUUUCUGCAAAAAAGAUUUCCUUUCCUGCAAUCUCAAGUUGGUUAAUGGGGUGAGGUUUGAUGGUCCCAUAAUCGAUGCUAAUGAAUUGGAAGAUGGUGAUUUGGUGGUGGAGACCUGCAUUACCCACACUUUGCCUCCAGCUUUGACACUUGAGCAUGGUCUCCAGAGUAUUAAAGAGGCUGUGGAUGCGUUGAAGCUCAAUCCUCCUUGCUCUUCUAGUGGGGUUUUGAGAUUUCAGAUUGCUGUGCCCCCCAGUGCAAAAGCAUUAAAUUGGUUUUGUUCUCAACCAGAGUCUUCGGCUGUUUUUCCUUUGUUUUUUCUUUCUAAGGAGCUGAACAGGUCAACAUGUAAAUCUCUAUACUUGAACACAGCUCGUGGAGUUUUUGGAAUUGGAGCUGCUGUUUCCUUUACAAACUCUUCUUCUGUCCCAGGAGAGCUUAGUUCGAUCAAGAGAUGUCUCUCAAAUGACUCAAUCCCUAUGUCAACUUAUGGUUUUCUGGAUAUUAAUUUCAACACAGAAUUGUCUUCUGUGAAGCUUGAAGCUGGUUCUUUUUAUCUAUUCAUUCCUCUGAUCGAGUUAGAUGAGCAUGAGGAUAUCUCUAUUUUAGCAGCCACAUUGGCAUGGAGUGAUUCUUGCUUGUGUACAUUUGAGCAGGCAAUUCAUUCUUAUGAAUCAGCCCUUGACCAGGUAAGUUCUCACUUUUCGCCCACUACAGAGAGAUGCCACUUCAAAUGCAUAAGAUCUGCCAUUAGAAAACUUAAUGUGGUUGAGGACGGAGCUGUGCAAAUGGUAUACAUGAAUGCUCUUUCGAUGGGUGGAAGGGAUUUUGGAGCUUACCCCAUGGAACUGAGAGGGGCAGCUUCUUUCAAUCAGUUCUGUUUCAAGUUUACACCAACUAUUGGUGUUGCCUGCAACAUGUUGGAUAAUGCCAGUGAAAUGACCUAUUCCGUUCCAGAUCGUGCAAAUAUUAAUGCUGUUUGGGCAUUACUUAUAGUUGAAGAAUGUUCUCGCCUUGGUUUGACGUAUUUUUGUGUAGCUCCAGGAUCCAGGUCAUCUCCCCUUGCUCUUGCUGCUUCUGCUCAUCCCUUAGUAACCUGUAUUUCAUGCUUUGAUGAGAGAUCACUGGCAUUUCAUGCUAUUGGGUAUGCAAGAGGAUCUCAGAAAGCAGCAGUCAUCAUAACUACGUCAGGCACUGCAGUUUCGAACCUUCUUCCAGCUGUUGUCGAAGCCAGUCAGGACUUUGUACCACUUCUAGUACUCUCAGCAGAUCGUCCUCCAGAGCUUCAGGAUUGUGGAGCAAACCAAUCAAUCAAUCAGGUAAAUCACUUUGGUUCUUUUGUAAGGUUCUUCUUCAGUCUUCCUCCCCCCACCGAUGAAAUCCCUGCACGGAUGGUACUUACCACACUUGACUCUGCUGUACACCGGGCAACAUCUUCACCAAUUGGACCUGUUCAUAUUAACUGUCCUUUUAGGGAGCCAUUGGAUGAUAGUCCAAAAAUUUGGAAGUCAAGCUGUUUGGAAGGAUUAGAUACUUGGAUGUCUAAUGCUGAACCAUUUACUAAGUAUAUUCUAGUGCAACAUUCUUAUUUAUGUAAUAAUAACACUCAUGGCCAAAUGGAGGAAGUUCUAGAAAAAAUUCAAGGGGUUAACAAAGGGCUCCUACUCAUUGGUGCCAUUUGUACCGAAGAUGAGAUGUGGGCAGUUCUUCUCUUGGCUAAAAACCUUCAGUGGCCUGUUGUGGUUGACAUCUUGUCUGGCUUAAGGUUGAGAAGGCUCUUGUCUUCCUUUCUUGAAGUUGAAGAGAAUAUCUUUUUUGUUGAUUAUCUUGACCAUGCAUUGCUCUCAGAUUCAGUUAGGGAUUGGGUCCAGUUUGAUGUAAUUGUUCAGAUUGGGAGUCGUAUAACAAGCAAGCGUAUUUCUCAGAUGCUAGAGAAAUGUUUCCCAUGCUCAUAUAUCUUGGUUGACAAUCACCCAUGCCGUCAUGAUCCUUCACAUUUUGUAACGCACAGAAUCCAAAGCUCUGCCAUUGAAUUUGCUAAUAUUUUACUUAAAGCCCGAAUUCCACAUAGAAGCAGCAAAUGGUGUGGUUAUCUACAAGCAUUGAACAUGAUGGUUGGACAAGAGAUAUUAUUUCAAGUUUCUGCUGAACACUCCUUGUCGGAACCUCAUAUUGCACAUGUAAUUUCAGAGGCACUUUCAUCUGAGAGUGCUCUUUUUAUUGGGAACAGCAUGGUAAUACGUGAUGCAGAUAUGUAUGGAUGUAACUGGAAAAGUGAUAAUCACAGUAUUGCAGAUAUGAUGUUAAAGACAGAAUUACCGUGUAAGUGGGUAUCAGUUGCUGGAAAUAGGGGUGCUAGUGGAAUUGACGGUUUGCUCAGCACAGCUAUUGGUUUUGCUGUUGGAUGCAAUAAGAGAGUGCUGUGUGUGGUUGGUGAUAUUUCUUUCCUUCAUGAUACAAAUGGCUUGGCAAUUCUGAAACAGAGGAUGUUGCGGAAACCGAUGACAAUUCUUGUGAUUAAUAAUGGUGGUGGUGCAAUAUUCAGCCUUCUCCCAAUUGCAGAUAUAACUGAACCAAGAGUGUUGAAUCAGUAUUUCUACACUUCCCAUAACAUUUCAAUCCACAAGCUAUGUGAGGCACAUGGUGUGAAGCAUUUGGAAGUAAAGACAAAAAUGGAACUACAUGAGGCCUUAUUCUCAUCUCAGCAAGGAGAAACAGAUUGUGUCAUUGAAGUUGAGAGUUCCAUUGAUGCUAAUGCCACUUUCCACAGUGAUAUAAGAAAAUUCGCUUGCCAAGCAGCUGAUCAUGCUUUCAGCAUCCUUUCUAAACUUUCUCUUCCAGAAUCUAUGUCACAAGGGUGCUUUCACUGCAAAAUCCAUUCAAUGAGUUAUUCACUCUAUAGAAUUCCACUUUGCGCUCCACCUACUUCAAGUUUGUCUGAUUCUGACCGCACUAGAUUUUAUAGAGAAGGUUUUAUUUUGUCUUUGACUCUUGAAGAUGGAAGUAUUGGGUAUGGAGAGGUUGCACCUCUUGAAAUUUGCCAUGAAAACCUGCUGGAUGUAGAAGAGCAACUUCGUUUUCUUUUCCAUGUGCUGCAAGGAGCUACAAUUAAUUAUUUUCUACCAACGCUCAAGAGUUCAUUUUCUUCUUGGAUAUGGAAAAAUUUAGGAAUUCCGGCAUGUUCUCUCUUUCCAAGUGUUAGAUGUGGUUUGGAGAUGGCAAUCCUCAAUGCUAUAGCAGUAAGCCAAGGUAUGACUUUAUUGAAUAUUCUUCAUCCUCAGGGGGCAAAAGAAGGAGAAAAAUCUGAGAGAUUGCCAAGUGUUCGGAUAUGCGGUCUUAUUAAUAGUAGUGGAACGCCGGAAGAGGUUGCUUGUAUUGCUAAUGCUCUUGUUGAAGAAGGGUUUACUGCAAUUAAGAUAAAGGUUGCACGUAGGGCAGAUCCAGUUGAAGAUGCUGCUGUUAUACAGGAGGUAAGAAAGAAGGUUGGUUGCCAUAUUGAACUUCGUGUGGAUGCCAAUCGUAACUGGACGUAUGAGGAAGCUAUCCAAUUUGGCUGCUUGGUGAAGGAUUGUAACCUGCAAUAUAUUGAGGAGCCUGUUCAACAUGAGGAUGAUAUUAUAAGGUACUGUGAAGAAAGUGGCUUACCUGUGGCAUUGGAUGAAACUAUUGAUAAUUGCCCAGAAAAUCCUCUCAAUAAGCUUGUCAAGUACAGUCACCCCAGAAUAGUUGCUGUGGUCAUUAAACCAACUGUAAUUGGUGGAUUUGAAAAGGCUGCAAUGUUUGCACGAUGGGCUCAUAGACGGGGAAAGAUGGCCAUCAUUAGUGCUGCAUUUGAAAGCGGUCUAGCUUUGUCAACAUAUAUCCUGUUUUCCUGUUAUGUGGAGAUGCAGAAUGCUGACACAUGCAAAUUGAUGAAUAAUAAACUAGCUCCUUCCGUAGCCCAUGGUCUUGGGACAUACCGUUGGCUGGAAGAAGAUGUAACAGCUGAUCUGCUUGGCAUUGGUCCUAACCCAUGUACUGGUUUUAUAGAAGCAUCUGUUGCUGAUGCUACCCAUCUCCUGCAUAAAUUUCAAAUGAACAACAAUGUUGUUCAUAGAAUGUUUACUGCUGAAGAGGUCCUAAGAUACCAGAUUACUCUGGAUUCAAAUGAUUUCUCUUGUUCCAUCAACGUACAAGAGAUUGGUCAAAGAAAUGACGGUAGCGUGAUUGUAUUUCUUCAUGGUUUUCUCGGAACUAAUCAAGACUGGGACCGUAUCAUGCAUGCCAUCUCAGGAUCAGCAAGAUGCAUUUCAGUUGAUCUGCCUGGCCAUGGGGUAACAAAGAUGAAUCUCUUUGAUGACAAAGCUGCACAUCAACCAACAUUGUCGAUGGAGUUAGUUGCAGAUUUGCUAUUUAAAUUAAUUGAACGCAUCACUCCUGGUAAAGUUACUCUUGUUGGAUAUUCUAUGGGAGCAAGGAUCGCAUUGUACAUGGCACUGAGAUUCAGUGAUAAGAUUGAAGGUGCGGUUAUAUUAUCUGGAAGUCCUGGAUUAGAAGAUGCAGUUGAAAGAAAAAUUUGUAGGGCUAAAGAUGAUUCUAGAGCUUGUUCUCUUGGUACACAUGGUUUGCAGCUAUUCUUAGACACCUGGUAUUCUGGAGGCUUGUGGAAGAGCUUGAGAAGCCAUCCCUAUUUUAAUCAAAUUGCUGCUAGACGGUCACUGCAUGAUGAUGUGCAGGGUCUUGCAAGAGUUUUGUCUGAUUUAAGCGCCGGAAGACAGCCGUCAUUAUGGGAAGACUUGAAGCAUUGCAGAACACCUCUUGUGCUCGUUGUUGGAGAGGAAGAUGAGAAAUUCAAAGGGGUGGCUCAAAAAAUGUGGAAAGAAAUUGGUCAUGUGAGCAAGCUCCAUGAGAUGGUUGUGGUUCCCAACUGCGGCCAUGCUGUCCAUUUGGAGAACCCUCUCCCUAUCAUUCGGCUAGUCAGACAAUUUCUAACCCGUCUAAAAAGUGAUCCAAGUUCCAAAAAAUAAUCUUAAAAUUGAUGACCCUCCACAAACAUGCAUUGUUUUUACUUUUCAGAAGGUGACAAGUUUGCUUCAAAAUGUCUGGUAAAGCUUGUUCAUCAUGCCAGGAAACUGGCUUUCAGCUGCAUUUCUUUUUCUUUUUUCUGCUGGAUCUUAAAGAUUAAUGCCAUGCAUACAUGUCAGUAAGAAUUUAAUAAUUUGACAUUUA